Molecule: messenger RNA, 2891 nt
Organism: Pomacea canaliculata
Lineage: Eukaryota; Metazoa; Mollusca; Gastropoda; Architaenioglossa; Ampullariidae
Product: glutathione synthetase-like
Exons: 13
Coding region: 137-1606 (489 amino acids)
Biological process (GO): glutathione biosynthetic process
Cellular component (GO): cytosol
Molecular function (GO): glutathione binding; ATP binding; glutathione synthase activity
Source: RefSeq, a predicted model, not a curated record
ACAAAACCGAAAGUAGGUUAGAUGUGCUGAAAUACGUACCAGGUAAGCGGUCGAGCUUCUUAAGCACGAACAUACGUUUCUCAUCAUCUUUCAGCUUUGUUGAAGAUAUUCAACAUAAAGUACAUCAUUUAUUAUUAUGGCAACAUGCCUGCAAGGUGUAGCUUUGCAAGAUUCAGAUCUGAAAAGUAUCCUUGAAGUUGCCAAGGACUGGGCAUUGGCCAAUGGAAUGGUUUUCAAGCCAAACACUGGUCAAGAUGGUGAUCUUCAGGCUACAUGUGUGCCCUUUACACUCUUUCCAAGUGUUGUCCCCUACUCAGUAUUAGAGCAAGCUUAUCAUUGUCAGACAGACUUCAACACUCUCAUGUACCUUGUGGCACAAGAUGAUUUAUUUCUAGAACAAUCUUUACGGAGUGUAAUAAAAGUGGAUGCAUUUGUGAGAGGCCUGUGGGACAUUUAUAAAAAAGUAAGGGAGGAAGGAAUAACUCAGCCAGUAAGUCUGGAUUUGUUUCGAAAUGAUUUCAUGAUAAACAUGGCCACAGAAAGACCAAUAGAAAAGGGUCUUAUUCCAUCCCUAAGCAGUCUUCAGCUGAAGCAAAUCGAAUUCAAUACCAUCUCAGCCAGCUUUGCUGGUCUGAUUGGAGCUACAUCACGUCUUCACAAGUACACCUUGAAUCUUGCAAGAAAGUCAUAUGCAUCGAAACAGAUGCCAGACAAUGAUCCAGCAUAUGGUAUGGCUGUUGGACUGGUGAAAGCCUGGGAAAUAUAUGCUAAGCCCAGCGCUGUGAUACUUUUCCUGGUGAGCAGUGUGGAAACCAACUCUAUUGAUCAGCGCCAUUUGGAAUUUAAAGUUCAUGACCUUAACCCCAGCAUUCGUGUCAUUCGUCGCACAUUUCUUGAUAUUUAUAGUCGAGCAGAACUUACCAAAGACAUGACUCUGGUUAUAGAUAACACAGAAGUGGCCAUUGUUUACUUCCGAACUGGCUAUAGCGAUGAAAGCUAUCCUAGUGACAAGGAAUGGAAAGCCCGCCUGCUGAUGGAAAGGUCCCGAGCAAUAAAGUGUCCUACAGUUCAGUCUCAGCUGAGUGGCUUCAAGAAGGUGCAACAAGAGCUAGCUCGUCCUGGUGCAGUGGAGAGAUUUAUAUCUGACCCAGCAGCCGUGAACAGGAUUAGGAGCACUUUUGCUGGCCUGUAUACGCUAGACAUGGGUCCAGAAGGAGAUGAAAGUGUCAGAUUAGCAAUUACCUCCCCUAGCCAAUAUGUCCUCAAACCACAGAGAGAAGGAGGAGGCCACAACAUCUAUGGAAAUGAAAUUAAAAUUUUGCUGGAGAAAAUUGGAUCAUCUUCAGAACGAGAAGCAUAUAUUCUCAUGGAGCGAAUUUUUCCUUUAACUGAGAAAAACUAUCUCAUCAAAAGUGGUGUCCCUUUCACACUUUCAGAUGUUGUCAGUGAACUAGGCAUCUAUGGUGUUUACAUUGGGGAUGGAGGGAAAGAAGUCAUCAACACUCAUUGUGGACAUAUGCUAAGGACUAAGCUUCAGGGCAUUAAUGAGGGUGGUAUCGUUGCUGGAUUUGCUGCUCUUGACACACCAUUUGUUGCUGAUGCAUAGCAAUGUACUAUCAUAGAUUUGUGUUACAUUCACUCAGGAAGAUCACAAAUUUUAUCAGAUCUUUUUAGAAUAAUAAUGAUAAUAUAAUGUUAUAUUUUAAUAAAACCUUUCCCCAGCGCAAGCCAGGCAGGUGCAUGAGCAGACUUUUUUUUGGAAACAAGGCUACGCAUGACAGGCUUAGUUUCUUUAUUCUCCAGUGAUUUUUCUGUGUUCUUGUGCAACCUCUCUGUUUCAUGGUACCUGUAGGCAGGCCCAUGCUUAGGGGCAGACGUGCAUGUGCCACACUUUUGAUUAAAGUUAUGGCGAUCAUGGCGUUGAGGGCCCUGCACAUGCUCUAUGCCUCCGGCCCCUUGGUGUUGGGGGGGAGCUAAGAAUGGCCCUGCCUAUAGGUUUCUGUUAGUUGCAUACUUGUCUGCAUAUUUGUUUCACCCUCCAUCCCUCAUAUUCUCUCCAUGUCUUAAGUGCUGAGAACAUGCUUCAUCGUGAGCAAGAUUUUUUUUUUUUUAGGGUAGGCAUCAGAUACACCUUCAUGUGCAUAAUACAAAUAUGCAUACAUGCAGCACAGCAAAUGGGAAUUGAUGUUUAUCCAGUCUUAUUCCAGAAGAAUGAACAUGCACAUUGUCACACAGACAGGUGAACACAAACAGGCAUAUUUAUGAACAGACUUAGUCACUUACACACCUAUGUGAGCAUGCAUUUACAUACAAUAUUUGUAUGCAGAAACAUGCAAAUACUCAUGUCAUAUAUUGUGUCAUCUACAAACUUGAACCUCUAAUCAGUCAUUGUAUUCUUCAUGAUACAGAAGAGAAUUAUGCAAGCAAUGAAGCCUUUUACAGUCAGACCUCGAUAAGUUGAACUUAAAGGGACCCGAAAAAAAAUUCAACUUUCGGAGUUUUCGAGUUAGGGAAAAUGGCAUAAUAGGCGCAGGUAUUUGGCUGGGAACUAACAAUUAAUUCGAUAUAGGGAGGUUUUCGACUUAGGGAAGGUCGACUUACCGAGGUCCGACUGUAUAUGUUAUGGAUGUGCAUGGAGAGGUCAUACUAAGAAGUUGUACUCGUUAUAAAUGAGCAGAGUAUACACUUGCAGCUUUACUAUUGCUUUAUUUUUAUUACUUAAUCCGCCAAAAGAUCUGAUUAACAAAAAAUUAUGAAAAAAAUGGAAUUGUAACCAGAACGUAAAAUGCUGUGAUUGGGUUUCUAAACCAAACUAUGAGAGCUUACUCUUAAUUCAUCUUUACCAUUUAUAAGGAAAUUUUUAAGAAAUAAAGUUAUUUGUCAUAUAAAAA